AAAGAAUACGAACUGACCUGGUCUGGUAGACAAGUUAACUCCCCAAAUUCUAUCCAUUGAAAGUAAAGAGUUGCAUGUCUAACUUUGGAUGACUGAGUAAAUUCAUCUGGGUUUUCGUUCUCUCUUUUCCAACUUGGCGCACGAAGAUUAGAGAGCAGGGCAGAGGACUCUGCAAAACUAGAGGAACAAAUUGAAGUGUACCUACCCAACCCAGCAGCCGUCCCAAUCAGCAAAAUCCCGAGGUUCUUUACAAAAUGAAAUACAGUUUCCUUUUACUUUUAUCAAGCACUAGAAUGGGGAGAGAAACUUGUACACAGAUAGGCUCACUCCAAGAGAGACUCAGCCAUGGCCAUCGAGUUGCGGAGGAAAUGAGAGCAUGCCCUGUCGGCCAUUAGAGCUUCGACCCCGAGAGCUCUUGCCCGCCCCUUAAUCCACCUCAAGAUCCCUCACGAGUCACGACAGCAACCGUGACUGUAGCACAAAGUCUCCGCUUUGCCAUCUUUUUCGAUAAAGUAUUAUACAGAAAAUCUCUCUUGGAUUCAUUGCACUUUGAGCUUCCUUGUUGAAAAUGGGCAGAAAGGAGGAUAGUUUUUCAGAUUCUUUUUUGUAACUGUUCUUCUUCUUUUCCAUUUGGAACUAUAUCUUGGCCCAUAGUUCGAGGAUCUCACCAUUUGCGAGAAAGGCGAACCUGGGUUUCUUUUUUCGCCCUUUGAUCGAUGAAUUACACGGAUUUCAGUUUGUCAUCGCAAGGAGAAGUCUAUUGGCAGUGGUGGUCUUGCAGCUUCAAUCUUCUCUCUUUGAUGAGUGAUCACGGGCUUUGAGAGCAGUGCAGGUGUCAUACAAUCUAGUAUGCCAUAGUUGUUAUCAUGCCGGGUGCUAUUAAAAUGUCAGGGCAUUCCAAUUCAAGAAGCAUUCGGGGAUUGAGGUUUGUGGGGUCCUUGUUUGUUACUGCCGUACUUUUUUGUAUUGCAGAGGGGUUAAAUUUGGAGGGGCUGCACCUUCUAGUGCUGAAAAAUAGUCUUCAUGAUAAAUUGAACGUUUUGGGAAAUUGGAAUCCCUCUGAUCAAACACCAUGUGGAUGGGUUGGUGUGAGUUGCACUCCUGACAAGGAUCCUGUUGUCAACAUGCUUCACUUGAAUUCAAUGAACCUUUCUAAAACCCUGAGCCCUAGCAUUGGUGGUUUGGUCCAUCUAACUGUGCUUAAUAUUUCUGAUAAUGGGUUCACUGGAGAUAUACCUAGGGAGAUUGGAAACUGUUCCAUGUUGGAAUACCUCUAUUUGAAUAAUAAUCAUUUUGAGGGGCAACUUCCUGCUGAGUUGGGGUUGCUGUCUAAUUUGAAAAAAUUGAAUGUAUGCAACAAUAAACUAUCCGGCCCUAUUCCAGAGGAGAUUGGAAACUUGUCUUUAUUGGUUGAUUUGGUGGCAUACACCAAUAAUCUCACAGGCCAAUUGCCUCGUUCUAUUGGGAAUCUUAAGCAUCUAACUUCAAUUAGAGCUGGGCAAAAUGCUAUUUCUGGUAGCAUACCAGCUGAAAUAAGUGGAUGUGUGAGCUUAAAAUUACUUGGCCUUACCCAAAAUAAGAUAGGAGGGGAAAUACCAAAAGAAAUUGGGAUGCUCGGGAAGUUGAAAGAUCUGAUUCUACAGUCUAAUCAGCUUUCAGGGUUUAUCCCAAAAGAACUUGGGAACUGUACAAGGCUUGUUACCCUUGCUUUGUAUGAGAAUGCUCUUGUGGGAUCUAUACCUAAGGAGAUUGGGAACCUCAAAUCUUUGAGGAUGUUGUACCUCUAUAGAAAUAAGCUGAAUGGAACAAUUCCAAGGGAGAUUGGGAAUCUUUCUCUGGCAUUAGAAAUUGAUUUCUCGGAAAACUAUUUGACUGGUGAGAUUCCCUCUGAGUUCAGUAAGAUCACAAACCUAAGCUUACUAUACCUUUUCCAGAACCAGCUUAAGGGUGUUAUACCAAAUGAGCUCAGUAGCUUGAGGAACUUGACAAAAGUUGACCUCUCAAUCAAUAACCUCACAGGUCCUAUUCCUUUUGGGUUUCAGUAUUUGACUAACAUGACCCAGUUACAGCUUUUUGACAACUCUCUUACUGGUAGCAUUCCUCAAGGGCUUGGUCUUUACAGCCGACUUUGGGUGGUUGAUUUCUCUAAGAACCAACUAACAGGAAGGAUACCUCCUCAUCUUUGCCGGCAUUCUAACCUGAUGUUGUUGAAUCUGGAGUCCAAUAAACUAUAUGGAAAUAUCCCUACUGGGAUCAUCAAUUGCCAAUCUUUGGUGCAACUUCGUCUGGUCAGAAACAGACUUACUGGGAGCUUUCCAUCGGACUUGUGCAAAUUAGCGAACCUUUCAGCUGUUGAAUUGGAUCAAAACGGGUUCAGUGGUCCAAUUCCCCCAGCUGUUGGGAACUGCAAAAAGUUGCAGAGGCUUCAUAUUGCCAACAAUUACUUUACAUCAGAGUUGCCUAAGCAAAUAGGAAAUCUGUCUCGAUUGGUGACUUUUAAUAUUUCCUCGAACUUGCUUGUGGGAAGGAUUCCGCCUGAAAUUGUUAAUUGCAAGAUGCUUCAACGGCUUGAUCUCAGCAACAAUAGUUUUAUAGAUGCAUUACCAAAUGAGCUUGGAAUCCUUUCGCAGUUGGAGAUUCUCAGAUUAUCUGAAAAUCAUUUCUCCGGAGAUAUACCUUUGGCAUUGGGAAACCUCUCCCGUUUGACAGAGUUGCAGAUGGGUGGAAACUCAUUUUCUGGCGAAAUACCUCCUGAGUUGGGCUCCCUUUCAAGCUUGCAGAUUGCAUUGGAUCUCAGUAAUAACAAUCUCACUGGGAGAAUACCGGCAGAGCUUGGCAAUCUUAGUUUACUGAUAUACCUAUUCCUCAAUAAUAAUCAAUUGAGUGGUGAAAUUCCAGACACAUUUAAAAAUCUGUCUAGUUUAUUGGGUUGCAAUUUCUCAUACAAUAACCUUGCUGGACCUUUACCUUCUGGAUCACUGUUUCGUAACAUGGCCAUCAGCAGCUUCAUUGGGAACAAAGGGCUUUGUGGCGGCCUUCUUGUAGAUUGCGGUGAACUUCUAUCCUCGCCGUCAGUUCCAUCUCUGGAAAGUGUUGAUGCUCCUCGGGGUAAAAUUAUUACGGCAACCGCAGCUGCUGUGGGUGGCAUUUCUCUCAUUCUAAUUGUAAUUCUUUUGUAUUUCAUGAGGCGUCCAGCUGAGACGAUUCCUUCCUUGCAAGAUAAGGACAUUCCAUUUCCAGAUUCAGACAUCUAUUUCCCCCCAAAAGAGGGGUUCACCUUCCAAGAUCUGGUUGAGGCCACAGAAAAUUUCCAUGACAGUUAUGCUGUUGGAAAGGGAGCUUGUGGAACAGUUUAUAAAGCAGUUAUGCAUUCUGGACAGAUUAUUGCUGUUAAGAAACUAGCAUCUAACAGGGAGGGGAACAACAUUGAGAACAGUUUUCGGGCUGAGAUUUUAACUCUUGGAAAGAUUAGGCAUCGUAACAUUGUAAAGCUAUACGGUUUCUGCCAUCAUCAUGGUUCCAAUCUGCUUCUAUAUGAGUACAUGGCUAGGGGCAGCUUGGGUGAAAUCCUUCAUGGGGCCUAUUGUAGUUUGGAAUGGCCAACUCGGUUCACAAUUGCUCUUGGAGCAGCUGAAGGUCUUUCUUAUUUGCAUCAUGAUUGCAAACCAAGGAUUAUUCACCGUGAUAUAAAGUCCAAUAAUAUUCUAAUUGAUGAUAGCUUCGAAGCCCAUGUUGGUGACUUCGGUUUGGCCAAAGUAGUUGACAUGCCUCAAUCUAAAUCAAUGUCUGCAGUUGCAGGAUCAUAUGGGUACAUUGCACCAGAAUAUGCAUACACUAUGAAGGUUACAGAAAAAUGUGACGUCUAUAGCUAUGGGGUUGUUCUAUUGGAGUUGCUGACAGGGAAAACCCCUGUACAGCCACUAGAUCAAGGUGGUGAUCUUGUCUCGUGGGUGAGAAAGUAUAUUCGGGAUCAUUCAUUGAUAUCUGAGAUACUUGACCCCAGAUUGAACCUUGAAGACAAGAGUACAGUCUCUCACAUGCUUACUGUCUUAAAAAUUGCUUUGAUGUGCACGAGUAUGUCCCCUUUGGACCGACCAUCAAUGCGAGAAGUCGUCUUGAUGCUUAUAGAGUCUAAUGAGUGAGAAUGGAACUUUACUAUUUCCAGCUUAUGAUCUUCUGCUUAAAGUUGAUGCCUCCUGCAAGUAUGUGACCAUUUCCAAUAUCUAUUAACUGAGAUUAUUUCUUGAUGCUGAUUCUUCCUGGUAUUUUCACAGACAGCAAAAAUGACAAUCUCUUGUACAUUUCUCAUGAAAGAAUAUCAUUACUUGGCUUCUGAUUUUAGUUUAUGGGGGGACUGAUAUUUCUCUCAAAAUACCGCAAGUCCUUUUGCAAUUGCUACAACAUUAUCACUCUGGUGUACAGCUGCGGUACUAUUCUAUAUGUAUCUUAAAGGUCCUCGAGUUAAUGAAAUUGGUUGAGAGAUGAUUGUCUUUUUA
This is a messenger RNA of Juglans microcarpa x Juglans regia, 4496 nucleotides long. Its product is annotated as probable leucine-rich repeat receptor-like protein kinase At2g33170. The record is from RefSeq and is a predicted model, not a curated record. NCBI's taxonomy places the organism in Eukaryota, Viridiplantae, Streptophyta, Magnoliopsida, Fagales, Juglandaceae. The transcript is spliced from 4 exons. Gene Ontology annotation, biological process: protein phosphorylation; hormone-mediated signaling pathway. Gene Ontology annotation, cellular component: plasma membrane. Gene Ontology annotation, molecular function: protein binding; protein kinase activity; ATP binding. The coding region runs from base 867 to 4142 and encodes 1091 amino acids.